This is a messenger RNA of Exaiptasia diaphana, 1538 nucleotides long. Its product is annotated as arachidonate 5-lipoxygenase. Gene Ontology annotation, molecular function: oxidoreductase activity, acting on single donors with incorporation of molecular oxygen, incorporation of two atoms of oxygen; metal ion binding. The record is from RefSeq and is a predicted model, not a curated record. Gene Ontology annotation, biological process: lipid oxidation. NCBI's taxonomy places the organism in Eukaryota, Metazoa, Cnidaria, Anthozoa, Actiniaria, Aiptasiidae.
CCUGCGACCUAUACCAUGUCCUGAAAACUUGUUCGAUUCUCCGAGCUCUUUUCACUUAUCUCAUCCAAGUGAAGAUCGGAGAAAACUCGAACGAACAAAUCACGUGGCAGCAGUUAUGUGGGGCUAUGAAAUCAUCGCGUGCUUUUUGUUGCUGUUCAUUGCUCAGUUCCAAGAUAGUAAAAGUGAAAUUAAGCCAGCACCUGAAAAAGGCGAGAAUGUCUGUGCCUUUCACAAGGUAAAGACAGUGUUUAAUAUGAGAAGAAAYAGCACCACAAUCAAGUCAACGACAUCGAAGARCUGCAACAUUCCUGGCUUUAAAAACUUGAAAUGUCGAGAGUCCAAGUACGAGACACGAAUCUACUGGUACCCAGUCCGUAGUGACCGUCAUUAUAUUUCGUAUGACUGUUGCCCUGGAUGGAAGGGAUUUAAAGAAGGCGUUGGAUGUCUUGAAGUAAAGCCAUGUGAAGUUAAGAUAUCACAAAAGGCUGAAACACACUGCAAAGCUAAAAGACAGAAAGAACUAACUGAUGUUAAAAACAUCUACAAACUUGGAUCCAUUCCUGGUCUACCRUUUGUCAUCACAGACAUCGACGCCAUGAAACUAGUCAAUAUGCAUUUAGCCGAUCCRUUCACCAAGACUUGGAUGCAGAUUUAUAUCUAUAUGUUAAAGUUUAAUAAGCAACUCAUUGAAGCCUUUCCAGCUGCUAAUAAGAAGGAAUUCACAUCGAUUAAAGAUUAUCAAGAUGUUUACCACUAUUUCAUUGGGAAAAUGAAGAGCAGUCGGCGUGGUUUAGAUGACAAGAAAAAGCUCCCUUACUUUCCCUAUCGUGAUGACGGUGAACUUCUUUAUCGUUCAAUCUACAGCUUCGUUGAUGAGUACAUAUCACACUACUAUCGAGGUGACCGUGAUGUCCAAGCAGACAAAGAGCUUCAAGCUUUGGCCAAUGAGAUGUCAGUAAACGGGAAAGGUGAACAUGGUGGAAAUGGAAAGCUCAGGGGAUUUCCAGAUAAAAUCACUACCAGAGAUCUUCUUAAGGACAUCAUGGCACGACUAAUUUGGACAUCCAGUGCCCAGCACAGUGCAGUUAACUACCCGAUAGCGGCUUAUGGUGCAUUUUCACCAAGUAUUCCCACCAAAAUAUACAAUGAUAUCCGAGUACCCAACGACCAAUUCAGUCUUUAUCGACUCCCUAACGGAAAUAUAUCUGCGAUUCAAGCCGGUGUGGCCAUGAGUCUUGGGUCACUACACUAUGAUGAUCUGCUGGAUUAUGGACCACAAUUAUCAGACAAAGCGGGAAGCGAGAUUGUUAAGAAACAUUAUCAUUAUCUUAGCACGCAAGUUAAGGUCAAAAUGGAUGCUCGAAACAAAGUCAGAUUUCGAUAUGGCUACUUGACCUAUCCAUGGCUGACCCCUGGUUGGGUGCCCAAUAGUAUUUGUACGUGAAUACAAAGUGAUUUUCAGAGAUGAAGUCAAAAGUGAUUCAAAUGAAAUUGUAGAUGGAUGUAUUCAAAUAAAAGGAACAAACUUGAAUACUAAA